Mirounga angustirostris (Northern elephant seal) is the source of this 1561-nucleotide messenger RNA. It is a transcript of the gene HORMAD2, whose product is annotated as HORMA domain containing 2. NCBI's taxonomy places the organism in Eukaryota, Metazoa, Chordata, Mammalia, Carnivora, Phocidae. Bases 43 to 621 code for a protein of 192 amino acids. The record is from RefSeq and is a predicted model, not a curated record. The transcript has 3 exons.
AUAUACCAGUUCAAAUUCAAAUACACAAAAGAAGGAGCCACUAUGGAUUUUGACAGCAGUAGUACAAGCUUCGAAAGUGGGACAAACAGUGAAGAUAUUAAGAAAGCCAGUGUUCUACUGAUCCGUAAAUUAUAUAUACUGAUGCAGAACCUUGGACCCCUUCCUAAUGAUGUUAUACUUACUAUGAAACUCCACUACUAUAAUGCGGUGACUCCACAUGAUUACCAACCCCCUGGUUUUAAAGAAGGGGUAAACUCACACUUCCUGCUGUUCGAGGGGGAGCCUGUAAACCUGCAAGUGGGAUUGGUCUCCACUGGCUUUCAUAGUAUGAAAGUAAAAGUCACAACUGAGGCCACCAGAGUAUCUGAUUUGGAGAACAAUCUCUUUCAGGAGAACAGCACUACUGAGAUUGUUCAUCAGGGUCUAGACUUCGAUGAAGAAGAAGAGGAAUGCAACAAUCAUGUAAGGCAAAACUUUAUCGAGCCUCCAUUGCUUCAGUUAAACACAGCUAACAUUUUUAAUUCCCUCAUAGGUUAUAUCACAGUAAUAGUCCAAUGGAGUAUGUCAGGUAUAAAAACUAAAACAAAAUUAGCCUCUGACCUCAGGGAGUCUUUAUUGUAAAAAAAGUACUGUACUGUAAAAAAAGGGAAUAUACUUUGAAAUUGUCCAUGAUUACAAGAAAAAAAAAAGACCUUCCAAUAUACUUCUUUUAGAAAAGGUACCCAUAAACUUAGAAAAUUUGGGAUUUUCUUUUUUUCAUUUAUAGGUAACAUUUUUAGGAUUUAAAAAAUAUUCUAGGUAUUCAUUCUCACUGGAAAUAUAAAGUUCUUGAUUACUGGGAUAAUUGAGUGGAAGGAGGUUGGGGGAGAAAAAAGUUAUAGAUAAACUCAAGUCAGAGUAAAAACAAAAUGAUAGUCAACUAUUGGUUAUGUAGAGAGAGACAAGCUUUGGGGCUAGGUCUCUGGGGAAAGCCAGGGGUCUGGGGCGUUUGGAACCACUGGAGCCAAAUGGGUAGGGCUCUGAGCCCUUUACUUUCCUACUUCCUCCAGUAGAGACUUGGGAGUUGAGUACUUGCUAGGGCCCCACUGUCCUAGGUAAAUCCACAUCCUGUCAUCUGGGUAACAAAGUUUACUGUAUGUCAAUAUUGUAUUAAAAGGGUUCUGAGUUAGACAUAAAAAUUUUCAGACUGCUUAAUAGGAGGUGAUGCUAUAAAAUCUUUUCAGGAGCUAUUUUCAAAUUAGGAUGCUAAUUUAUUUGCUUGAGAUAAUUUGAGUCCUACUUAAAGAGAUGACUGUAGUAAAUAACUUUUGAAGGUUCUUUCUGAUUCUUUAAAUCUGUGUUAUAUUUAAUAUAUUGAAAGGAGGUCUUAAUUAAUAUAAAUAAUAUAACCAAACAAACAGGAUUUUUUUUCAUCUUUAGUAUUUUCACAAUGUCACACAUGCUAAUGGCUUUAGAGUUUGAUGCAAUUUUCUUCUGAUCCUGUUCCAGAAAGAUAUAGUUAACAUAGGCUGGUUUUAAAAAAAAAUAAAGGUUAAGAAAAGAAUGGGCAUGUUUCAACUGG